Pelobates cultripes (western spadefoot toad) is the source of this 228-nucleotide messenger RNA. NCBI's taxonomy places the organism in Eukaryota, Metazoa, Chordata, Amphibia, Anura, Pelobatidae. The record is from the annotation of a GenBank genome assembly.
AUGGCGGCCCUCACAGAAACUCUAACAAAAUACGGAACCUUCUCGGGAUACAAGGCCUACUUGGAUAAGUCAAGUGCCCUUCCAAUAGGAAUGUCUGCGGGGGAUGCGGCGGCGGUGCGGGCGACCCACAACAUACCACUAGCACAGGGUCAUAUUAAAUAUCUAGAGAUUCACUUACCAGACGACCCAGUAAACUUAUACCGACUGAAUUACACCCCAUUACUUAAG